Molecule: messenger RNA, 4073 nt
Organism: Venturia canescens
Lineage: Eukaryota; Metazoa; Arthropoda; Insecta; Hymenoptera; Ichneumonidae
Product: carboxypeptidase M-like
Exons: 9
Coding region: 332-1993 (553 amino acids)
Biological process (GO): protein processing; peptide metabolic process
Molecular function (GO): zinc ion binding; metallocarboxypeptidase activity
Source: RefSeq, a predicted model, not a curated record
UAAUCGUUGUUUUUGCACGUUUUUUCCAAGGGAGUGUAACGCGAUAUUAUCUCAAACGUCAAAUCCGUUUGACAGCUGUCACGUCGACGAGUAGAUUUUGAGCCGAAACGCUCCUCAGCACCGAGGAUUCGUGAGAGACCAUCGAAUUUCUCGAUCUCAUCAAUUCGUUUCGGUCUCCUCGGCAAAGAAAAGAUCUUGUGCCCAGAACUUACUCGACUUCCUGUUCGAAGUAACUUUGUUCGAAAGCGUCGGAAUCGGUGCUGGGGCGCGAUGCACGAUCUCGAGUUAUGCCGAUGACGGGAGAGGCGUGUUCGAUCCUCUUUCCGGCUCGAUGACUCUUCGAACGGGACUCUCACAGUCGUUUUUCCAGUGCGGUAUAACGGUUCUAAAAACCGGACCGAGCAUCGGGGUCUCUCAACUCUCGUUCUUCAUCUUCCUUCCCAGCAUUCUCGUGAAGAUGUUCGCCAAGCUGUGCGUCGCCUCGGUGCUCCUCUUCGCCUGCUGCUACGGCGCCGCGUCCGGCGUCGCCGUCUCCCAGGAGCCCAUUGCCCAGGACGAGGACAUCGCCAGGCACUACAAUUCUCGCUACUCCAUAUUCGAUGAGCCUUACAGCAUCGAUUUCAAGUACCACAACUACGAGCAGAUGAGCCGCUUCCUCAGGGCGACUUCGCUCCGCUUCCAGAAUCUCACUGCCCUCUAUUCCAUAGGAAAAUCGGUCAAAGGACGAGACUUGUGGGUGAUGGUCGUAUCGUCUUCGCCUUACGAGCAUAUGAUCGGCAAGCCUGAUGUCAAGUACAUCGCGAACAUACACGGAAACGAAGCGGUCGGCCGGGAGCUCAUGCUCCAUCUCAUUCAUCUGUUGGUGACGAAGUAUGGCGUCGAUCCCUACAUAACUUGGCUCCUGGACAACACUCGGAUUCACAUAUUGCCCUCGAUGAAUCCGGACGGGUUCGAGGUCUCGAAAGAAGGCUCGUGCGAGGGCGGACAAGGUCGCUACAACGCCCGGGGCUUCGAUCUCAAUCGCAAUUUCCCGGACUACUUCAAGCAGAACAACAAAAAGAGUCAACCGGAAACGGAAGCUGUCAAAGAAUGGGUAUCAAAAAUUCAGUUCGUACUUUCAGCAAGUCUCCACGGCGGAGCACUCGUCGCGAGCUAUCCCUUCGACAACACACCGAACUCGCGAAUAUGUCGUUCGGCACCAUUGUGCGCAGUGUUUCAGAGCUACUCGUCGACGCCGAGCAUAUCACCGGAUGACGACGUUUUCCGUCAUCUGUCUCUGAUGUAUUCACGCAACCAUGGAACGAUGCACCGUGGGGCAGCCUGUUCGCCCUCCCAGCCCGGCUUUAAAGACGGCAUAACCAAUGGCGCAGAGUGGUAUCCGCUUACCGGUGGUAUGCAAGAUUUCAAUUACGUUUGGAACGGCUGUAUGGAAAUGACUCUGGAACUUUCGUGCUGCAAAUAUCCGCCGGCGGAGGAUUUGCCGCGGUACUGGGACGAGAAUCGCGUUGCGUUGAUCAAGUUUCUCGCUGAGGCACAUCGCGGCAUUCACGGUUUCGUUAUCGACGAGAACGGCAAUCCCGUUGAACGGGCAUCCGUUAAAAUAAAGACACGAGACAUAAGUUUCCUGACGACGAAAUACGGUGAAUUCUGGAGGAUUCUGUUGCCUGGUAUCUACAAACUCGAGGUUUACGCCAAUGGAUACAGCCCCCGAGAGGUGGAGUUCAUGGUCAUCGAUCAGCAUCCAACUUUGCUGAACGUCACGCUCCACGCCACCAAGAGGCAAGACGACAACCUCGGGGAUGAAGCUUCAGGAUCACCAUCGGGCGCCCCCUAUGCUGGCAACACUGGCGGAGUUCGACCUUAUCCUCACCGAGAUUACACGCAUCACUUUCGUCCCAGUUCGGGCGCCAACACUGCCUCGGACUCGAACAACGGUAUAUUCUCAUCAAUAAGCAACGGCUUCAGUUCGUUGGUCAAUAACCUGUUUGGCUGAUCGUUUGUUUACUUCCCGAGGCUCCUUUCCACUACUCGUCAAUUCGCGAUAAUAUUUAUUGUAUUAUUAUGCGGACAGUAUUUUCGUUCUCGAAGAGUCGUUAACGCUACACGCGCAAAUUUAUUCAUUCAUUCAAAAAACUAGUGUUUUUUCGUCGCCGGAUAUUUAAACGUAAGAGAAGCACAGAGAGUCAAUUUUAUGUGAUCUGCGACCGCAGAAUUUCUUUUCUUAUUUAAUUCUUCAUCAUAAUAUAUUAUAUUAUAGUUAUUUAGAAUACAGCACAACUCCUUCGCUCUUCGUUUUUGUACUCUCAAACUUUGUACUUUGAACUCUCCUCGUGUCACUCUACUUGCGGCACUUCUUUUCCUAAAUAUCUUCAUAUCUCGUGAAAUUUUUGCCAAAGCAUUGCUGCUCUCAAAUAUUUUCUUCCCAAAUUGUACAAAAAUAUCUCCAAGCCCAGACAUUGAAGUAGAAAAGUCAUAUCAUCGGAGAAACAAAAUGACUCUCCGUCAAGUGUCAAAGCGGAGCCGUUAGGUUGGACAGCUACUACUGAAUACAAAAGUAGAAAUAUUUGGAAGUCGUGAUGAGCCAGAAUAUUCUAAAAAAUUUGGAGUAGAAUUACUGAGGGUACGGCGAGUAGAAGUCAAAGUUUAGAGGUAUGCAAGGUUAGAAAAGAAGGAUUAUUUGAGAGUACAGAAACGGAGAGUAGACUGGCUGUAUUCUUAAUCCCCAUGACGUUUCGUUGUAGCACAUAGCGAGCAUAUAAUUGUCAAUUAUUAUUGAGUGAAAUCUGCACUUUGAACUUUGAAGUAGAGUACCGAAGAUAGAGUCUCGAGUACUUUUUCCUGAGUUGGACAGUAACGCUACAGUUGCGAUCCCAUUUGGAUUAUGAAAUGCCCUUAUGAAGUGUAGAAAAUUUGGAGAGUUCGGUGAAUACGAGCAGGCCUGUCCUCUGUCGUCUGCAGAAUUUUAGAUCUGUAAUAAAAGAGAGUUAAUAAUGUUUUCAACGAUAAAAUAAAGUAAUGAAAAAAGAGAUAUUUAAAAAAAACACAUUGGAUCCUGCAGAAUAUAAAUAUUUUUAGAUUGUACUAUAAACAUCGUCCUCGGCUUUUGUCUCUGCUCUCCGCUCUUCUUGGAAUUCGCAAAUACUGCAUACGCACGUAUAUCCACGGCACAGUAACGAGUACGAAUGUGCCAUCCUGUAAAUAUAUCGUGCGAGUCGGAGAGACGAUGAUUUUUCGAUCGCCUUAAAAAAAUGCCUGCCGCACUUAAAAUACUGCAAGUUGAUGUAUAAUAAAAUGAUGUAGAAUCGUUCACCGAGGGUGUUUAGUUCAGAGCGGAAUUAUAAUGCGAUGUAUAAAAGUGCGAUUAAUCACUCGAAAUAAUCGUGUUUAAAUAUCUAUACUUAAACAAAUGACAAAAAAUCCUAUAUUUUGAAACUAGAUCAGAUAAAAUUUUCAACCAAAUCCACUUUGAUGACGACUAAGAUGAAUAUUUAUGAAAUAAACGAAAGAAAUAAGUGAGCGAUAUCCAAGACUAUUUUUAUAAAACGUCGAGACAUACUUGUGAGCGUCACUGUUACUACUUAUUUUCAUUCCUACUUUCUUCUGUCUAUUUUAUUAUUUUAAGUUAUAAUCUGUACCGCAUUCAUUGUAGUACGCCCGUUGUAUUUAUUGCUUCGAUUUAUGAUACGAUAAAAAAACAAUCAUUCAAAUCAAGAGACUCGGUAGAGUCUCGGGAGAGACUAUAAUUAUUGUGCCGAAAGAAAAAUGCCUGUUUUGAAACGGGAGCAAACAGAUUGUUGUCAUUUCUCAGUAGGCCUGAAACCGAAUAGAAACUCGUUUCUGACAACAUCGAGAUCUCGAUGUUGUCAGAUAUUGUCAAUUUAUUUUAAAACGUAAACGAUACGAAAAGCUCGGUUUGUGUGGUAUUGGAGAAAGCAUCAAGUCCAGAUUUCAUUCUUAUUAUUAUUCAAUACUGUUUCACGUAAUUGCAAUGCUACUUAUAUCUCGUAUUACAUAUCAUUUGAAAAUGAAUGUACUUAAUAUGUAACCAUAAAUAAUAAGAAACAAGAAACGCA